Naumovozyma castellii is the source of this 1914-nucleotide messenger RNA. It is a transcript of the gene UFO1, whose product is annotated as SCF ubiquitin ligase complex subunit UFO1. NCBI's taxonomy places the organism in Eukaryota, Fungi, Ascomycota, Saccharomycetes, Saccharomycetales, Saccharomycetaceae. The transcript has a single exon. The coding region runs from base 1 to 1914 and encodes 637 amino acids. The record is from RefSeq and is a predicted model, not a curated record.
AUGAAUCAUUUUCCAAUUCAAGAAUUUAAAAGUAAUGCAUUAAGUUUGCAGAGACUACCGCCUGAAAUCUUAGUUGUCAUCUUCAGUUAUCUAGAUGAGAAGGAGCUCUCCAUCCUGCAGGACCUCUCCAUUUAUUUUAGAAACCUUAUCAAUGAUGAGGAAUUAUGGAAAAACCUCUUUAAGGCAAGGAUACACACCAACUAUUUCCCAUCCUAUUCUCAUUCUACCAAAUAUAGCACAGAAUAUGUAGAAAGAGUUCAUGGAUUGAAACAAUGGAAACAUAAUAAAGCUGUGAGAACCAAAUAUACCAUAUCACCUUCUUCUCAUAUGGUUCAACAAAUUGAAAGUCUGUAUUUUGAUUAUCCACGUUGUACCUGCUAUAAUGAUGGUGUUAUAACAAUGGUUCAAUUACAAUCGAAUAGAAAUAAACAGAGGAGAUAUACCUAUAUUCCCUGUACAACGCCACAGGGCUGUUCCACCAUGAAUUUUAAUAUAAAUGCAGCCGUAUUUGGAAGGUUCGAUGGUAGGGUGUUUGGGAAACUAUUAAGUAAUAGAUCAUAUUUAACACCCGUUACAGAAUUUAAUUCAAGACAUUCUGCAUGUGUAACUGCAAUAACAAACUCAACUGUACCUGGAGAUUCAAAUCAAAAUUGGAGUGUUAGUGGCUCCGAAAAUGGUGAAAUCAUUUGGUGGUGUGAAACUAAGUCGAUGAAUUUUAAAAAGGUAUCCAAUAAGACUAUAUUACACCUUUCUCUAUAUAAGCAAUGGACCAUUGUUAUUGACGAAGAAAAAAUAUAUGUCAUUAAAGAUAUGGAAGAAGUAAAUAUCCUCCCAUUACCUACUAUUUCUAAUGACUCAUCUGAAGAACGUAUUUUACAAAUCCAUUUUUUCAAAGUAGAUUUUGGAUCUCGUUGUAUUGUGUUAGCAAAUUUGCAAACUGUGUACGUUAUUUCAUUUGAUGUUGAAAAGAAUUUUGGAUUUACCAGAUCCAUAACUUUUCCAGCAGCUAACAUAUCCGAUGUGAUUAUUGAUGAAAAUACUGCAAAUAGAGAACAAGAUCUAGAGGUGGCAGGAUUAGACGGGUGUUACAUAGCAGUGUCAACGAUGUCAGAUGAGGUGAAUAUCAUAAACAUAAGGGCUCCUGGGCAAUCACUGAAAAUACAGUCAAAUAUAAAAUUUGAUGAACCGAUUUAUAAAUGUGAAGUCACUAAUUUAGUAUUGGCAGCAGCACUAAAUGGUUCAUUGCAAAUAUUUGAUGCUUCCAGUGGUAACUUAAUUAAGACUGUUCAAAAAACUGAAAAAUUUCCAGAAUUCUUGAGCAUUUCUCAAGGUAGAAUGAUUGUUGGAAGUGGAAAUACCUUAAAUUAUCUUCAGUUUAUCUCCGAUGACCUACACUCGAGGAAAUCAAAAUCAAGUGGAUCACGUAACCGCAGUAAUAAAUGGAAUGAAACAAUGAAUUCAGAAUUACAAUUAUAUGAUGAUGAAGUGACGAAAAGGAGAGAACAGGAAAAGAAAGCAGAAAAAUUGUUUGCAAAAUACGGAGGAGAUAUUGACGAAGAGGAACUACAAUUGAAGAUUGCAUUAAUGGAAUCGGAAGAAACAUUCCAUACAAAUGGAAAUGACUCCAACACUAGUCAGAAUAAUGACGAAGAAAAUUUGAGGAGAGUACUGGAAGAAUCGCGAAAUGAUACGAACAAUUUAAAUAUAUCCAGUAUGGACAUUCGAAACGAAGAUGAAGAAUUUUUAAAAGCAGUGGAACAAUCUUUAUUGGUUAAUGAGAGAAGCCAAGAAACAUCUCAUAGUAACAAUCACCCGCCACUGACAACCACUCAACCCGCACCUACAUCAUCUGCGGAAGAUGAAGAGUUACAAUUAGCAAUUGCAUUAUCACUAAGUGAAAUAAGCCAGCAUUAA